Dendronephthya gigantea is the source of this 810-nucleotide messenger RNA. RefSeq names its product putative ATP-dependent DNA helicase Q1. Gene Ontology annotation, molecular function: four-way junction helicase activity; 3'-5' DNA helicase activity. Gene Ontology annotation, biological process: double-strand break repair via homologous recombination. NCBI's taxonomy places the organism in Eukaryota, Metazoa, Cnidaria, Anthozoa, Malacalcyonacea, Nephtheidae. The record is from RefSeq and is a predicted model, not a curated record. Bases 1 to 810 code for a protein of 269 amino acids. The transcript has a single exon. Gene Ontology annotation, cellular component: chromosome; nucleus; cytoplasm.
AUGAUUCUCGAAAGUGUAUCAUCUGAAGACAACCAUAUCAGAGUUGUGAUCUGUACCAUUGCUUUUGGAAUGGGGAUAAAUUGCAGAGGUGUAGAUCGUGUCAUUCUUUUUGGGCCAUCUACAAAUGUUAAAUGCUAUAUGCAAGAGUGUGGAAGAGCGGGGCGAGAUGGCAGAGAGAGCACAUGUAUCUUGCAGCACAAUAGAUUUCUUGCAUCUCAUUGUUCUGAAAACAUGAAAGAUUUUGUGAAAUCAGACAGAUGCAGAUGGAAAAAUAUGGAACACUUUCCUGGUUCACAUGUGGUUGAAGUAAAUGGCUGUAAAUGUUGUGAUGUAUGUGCAAAGAAAUGCACAUGUUCUGGUUUUCCUGGAAAGUGUCGAACAAGUGUCUUCCUUGAAGUUACCAACAAAUGUUCUGACAAAUACAAAUUUAAAAGAAGUCAAACUGUAAGUGACCAACAAAGAUUAGAACUGAAAACAAAACUUUUAAACUUUUUGGCAACAUAUAUCAAACCUGUGUUGUAUCCAAAUGUGUUCUUAGAAUUUGGAAAAUUCAACAUUGGUCAAAUCCUUCAAAACUGCCAUCAAUUGUUUUCAGUGGAGGAUGUUUGCAAUUGUGUGGAAAUUUGGAGAACUGAACAUGCAAUCAAUAUUUUGCUUAUUCUGUCAGAAGUUUUUAAUGAUGUUGAUGCAAAUGAAUUGCAGUUUGAGGCUGAUGACAUAGAUGAAUACUAUGUUGACUCGGAAUGGGCAGCUGUUCGAGAUGACUCUGACUUUUUUGAUGUAUCAAUGAACGAGUCUAAUGUUCUGUAA